AUGGCGGAGCUUCAGUCUGCCCUUGCCGCCAGGCAGCAGAAGGGCAAAGAAGACCAAGUAUUUGAGGGCUACGGAAAACGACGUCUCACCUUCAAGGAAGGCAAGAGAGGCGCCUAUUCUGACCCAGGAAAAGUUCUCCGCUUGAUACAAGUGCAAGGCGUGGAAUCACCCACGGAACCACUGGACGCUGACAGUGUUCACAACGAGCGGCAGCAGGGCGACGCGCAAGAUCAUCAUCAACAAGCAAAGCAGCAGCAUCAGCAGCAGCAGAAACAGCAGCAGCAGAAACAGGGUGCGGGCUCUCGCCCAGGCUCUCCCGCCUCCUCAGGGGGCGGAGCCAAACAUCAUCAACAAGCAAAGCAGCAGCAUCAGCAGCAGCAGAAACAGCAGCAGCAGAAACAGGGUGCGGGGUCUCGCCCAGGCUCUCCCGCCUCCUCAGGGGGCGGAGCCAAGCCCCAUCCCCCAGCGCCUAAGAGGGCCCUUCAUCUCGAGCACCGACAUGACUGGGACCACAAAAGUACUGAGGUGCAAACAAGGGCGCGACGCUUGGAGGCGAAGCUCAACUCUCCUUCGGAAUUGCUGCUGCUGCUUCUGUUAAUGCUGCUGCAGCAGACGCAUCAGUUUCCGUUUACCUUUGCCAAGGACCACAAAAGUACUGAGGUGCAAACAAGGGCGCGACGCUUGGAGGCGAAGCUCAAUCUCCCCUCGCAGGUUGCCUCGCGCAUAGCUCUCCUGUACCAGUUUAAAGAAGAUGGAAUCGGCGAAAGGAUAGCAGACGUGUACUUGAAUGCCAUCCAGAAGCUCAGAGCGGGCGUGCUCUGCUCUAAGCUGUGUCACAACUCGCUGAAAGUCAAACGGAAAAUGUUGCGGGUGCUGUACCCUGAAGCUAUCUUGACCCUCAAGACGGUGGGCUUCGCGGGUUUCUUCUCGAGCACCACCCGCAUCGAUUUCCGUGUAGUGAAGGACUUGUACAUUGGCGCGAAGGAUUCGGUGGAGUUCAGAGAAGUCAACAAGAUGAUUAAGCCCUUGGGCCAGAUGCUGCAAGAGAGCCGGUGCUGUGUGCUAGCAACGAAUGUCAGGACGUACUCUCUGCUAAUGGAUCGCCCCGAGGACUUAGCUGCGCUCUGCGCUGUCGUAGACGUCUCCACAGGCCGCCACGGCCCCGCCGUGUGGGGCACAGGCGGCGUCACGGAUUCAGUAUUCGCUACAGCGCUACAGGCGAGGAGGAUCAACUGA
Eimeria mitis is the source of this 1236-nucleotide messenger RNA. RefSeq lists its product as uncharacterized. The transcript is spliced from 9 exons. Bases 1 to 1236 code for a protein of 411 amino acids. The record is from RefSeq and is a predicted model, not a curated record. Lineage: Eukaryota; Apicomplexa; Conoidasida; Eucoccidiorida; Eimeriidae.